Messenger RNA from Haliaeetus leucocephalus (bald eagle), 1290 nucleotides. RefSeq names its product la-related protein 6-like. The coding region runs from base 1 to 1290 and encodes 429 amino acids. Lineage: Eukaryota; Metazoa; Chordata; Aves; Accipitriformes; Accipitridae. The transcript has 3 exons. Gene Ontology annotation, molecular function: mRNA binding. The record is from RefSeq and is a predicted model, not a curated record. Gene Ontology annotation, cellular component: nucleus. Gene Ontology annotation, biological process: RNA processing.
AUGGGAGCCCAGCGAAGGACGCCCCGUGGUGUCCUGACUGGCAGUGGAUCUGCCUCCCACCACAAAUUCAGGAGCUUCUGCGCUGCGAGCGAUGUUUUGGGGGCUGAUCUCUUGGACCGCGACUACUGCGUCCCCGACCCGCAGCUGGUCAGGAGGAUUGUGUCCCAGGUGGAAUACUACCUCUCUGAUGAGAAUCUGGCCAAGGAUGCUUUCCUCCUGAAACACGUCCAGAAGAACAAGAUGGGUUUCGUCAGCAUCAAACUGCUGACGUCUUUCAAGAAGGUGAAAUACCUGACGCGUGACUGGCGGCUGACGCUCUACGCCCUGCAGUUCUCGGAGCUGCUGGAGGUGAACGAGGAGGGCACCAAAGUGAGGCGGCGGGUCCCCAUCCCCGAAUCCCUGCUGAGCAUCCCCCCUAGCAAACUGCUGCUGGCCUGGGAGUUGCUGCCCCCGGAGCAGGACGUGCUGCUGCCGCUCCAGAAGAAUUUCCUGGAGACCAUCACGAGGAUGUUCAGCCCCUUCGGAGCCAUUGCCUCCAUCCGCAUCCUGCGGCCGGGCCGCAAGCUGCCUUCGGAUGUGCGGAAAUACACGUCGCGCUUCCCGGAGCUGCUGAGCAAGUGCUGUGCGCUGGUGGAGUACGAGAGCCUGGAGAGCGCCCGCAGCGCCUUUGAGGACCUCGGCCGCCAGAGCCGCCUGGGUGGCGAGAGCAUCAGGGUGGUCCGGCUCUGCGGGAAGGGCUCCAAGAAGAAACCCGGGGUUGAGAGGAAGGCGGCAGAGAAGCCGGCGGACCAGCCGGGUUGGAAAACGCAGGCGGUGGCCGCGACGCUCCCCUACGGCCUCGGGGACUCCCUGCUCUGCAGCUCCCCGGAGUCAAAAGGCGCCCAGGCGUUGUCACCCCUCCUCCUGUGCAAGGACCCCUCGGCACCCUCCUGGCCCGGCAGCGACUUCAAGCCUGGCGAUUUCGGCAACACCUUCACCGGAUCGCUCCUCACCAGGAAAGUCUUCCCUCCGCUCGGGACAGGCUUGGGCACGGCCGACCGCUACGGCCUCUGCUCCAGCCCCGAGACCCCCCGCGGGCGCGGCUGGGGGAGCGGGGCGGGUGCCUGGGCGCCCUGGCCCACCAGCCCCUCUCCAGAUGCCAAACCUCUUGCCGGCAAUGUCCCGGCAGCGAAACGGGUGCCUGAGCCCCUCGACCUGCGGGAUGCGCUGCUUCGCCUGCCCCACGGCCCCGAUGGCACCAAGGGCUUUUGCAGCAGCUUUGGGAGAGGAGAGCUCGUCCUCCGGCGCUGA